Gossypium arboreum is the source of this 501-nucleotide messenger RNA. Its product is annotated as cytokinin riboside 5'-monophosphate phosphoribohydrolase LOG5-like. Lineage: Eukaryota; Viridiplantae; Streptophyta; Magnoliopsida; Malvales; Malvaceae. Gene Ontology annotation, molecular function: hydrolase activity, hydrolyzing N-glycosyl compounds. Gene Ontology annotation, cellular component: nucleus; cytosol. The coding region runs from base 1 to 501 and encodes 166 amino acids. Gene Ontology annotation, biological process: cytokinin biosynthetic process. The record is from RefSeq and is a predicted model, not a curated record. The transcript has 5 exons.
AUGGAAAUGGAAGGGGAAGUUGUGAAAUUGAGAUUCAAGAGUGUAUGUGUUUUCUGUGGAAGCAGAACCGGCAAGAGGAAAUGUUAUACAGAUGUUGCUGUUGAAUUAGCCCAACAAUUGGUGGCAAGAAGUUUGGACCUUGUUUAUGGUGGAUGGAGUAUUAUAUUGAUGGGUAUUGUUUCAAAAACUGUUCACCGUGCUGGAGGGAAUGUUAUUGGUAUCAUUCCUAGUACCUUGAUGAGGAAAGAGACACAUAUAACGGGUGAAACGGUAAGGGAAGUGAGACCAAUUGGCAACAGGAACCAAAGAAAGGAAGCAAUGGCCAACCAUUCUGAUUGUUUUAUUGCCCUACCAAGUGGGUAUCGAACUUUGGAGGAGUUACUGGAAGUGAUAACUUGGGUUCAGCUGGGUAUACAUGACAAACCUAUCAGGAAUAAUAAUAUGGUUAUUGUCGAAUUAGUAAGGCGAUUAAUUUGUCGAUCUACAAAUUCAAUCGAUUAG